Molecule: messenger RNA, 1410 nt
Organism: Megachile rotundata (alfalfa leafcutting bee)
Lineage: Eukaryota; Metazoa; Arthropoda; Insecta; Hymenoptera; Megachilidae
Gene: Tasp1
Product: Taspase 1
Biological process (GO): protein maturation
Cellular component (GO): cytoplasm
Molecular function (GO): threonine-type endopeptidase activity
Source: RefSeq, a predicted model, not a curated record
AGUAUACUGAUAGUUAUGUGUAUACAAUUAACAGUAUAUACAUUUGAAAAUAACAUGUUGUAUAAAUCAUAAUAAUAAAAAUUGUAAACAUUUAUACAGUAAAAGUAAGAAGUAAUCAGAUUUGAUGGCUAAUACUAAUCAGGGGUUCAUCGCUGUUCAUGUUGGAGCAGGGCGACAUUCAGAAACCCUAAAAGAACAAUAUCAGAAAUUAUGCCGUCAAGCAUGUAAAGCAGGUAUUCAUAAUCUAAAAAAUGGUGGUAGUUCAUUGGAUGCUGCAGUGGAAACAGUAAUUAUAUUAGAAAAUUCUCCUUUAACUAAUGCUGGAUUUGGUUCCAAUCUAACAUUGGAAGGAACAGUGGAAUGUGAUGCCAGUGUUAUGGAUGGUACUACAUUGCAAUUUGGAGCAGUUGGUGCAGUUAGUGGAAUAAAAAAUCCUAUUUUAUUGGCAAAACGACUCUGUGAACAUCAAGCAGUUAAAAUUGCAUAUGGUAGAAUUCCACCAAGUUUCUUAGUUGGAAGUGGAGCACAUAUUUGGGCACAGGAAAUGGGAAUACAAACUGUACCUCCAGAACAAUUAAUAUCUACGAAAGCACAGAAAAUGUAUAAACAUUACAAAAGAAAAAUAGAGAAUUCUGACACAGAAACUUAUAAGUACACUAAAAGAAGAAUGGAUACGGUUGGUGCUGUAUGUGUUGAUAAAGAAGGAAAUAUUGCUGCAGCUUGUUCUAGCGGUGGCAUAAUUUUAAAAUAUCCUGGGAGAGUAGGCCAGGCUGGGAUGUGGGGAGGUGGUAUAUGGGCAUGUAAAGAUAAAUAUGCCGUAGGAACAAGUACAUCAGGUUGUGGAGAACACCUUGUUCGCACUUCACUUGCACGGACAGCUGCUGAAGCUAUAUCCGAUAGUUCAUGUCCAACUCUUGGCUUACAUCGUGCUAUGAACGUUGAUUUUAUCGAUUCAAAGUUUUUACGCGGACUUGAUCAAAAACUUGGCGGUGUUAUUGCUAUCCGAUAUGCAGCUGAAGAAGGAUUAGGAGAUUUUCUCUGGAGUUAUUCAACUAAUUCUAUGAUAAUAGGUUACAUGAAUUCAUGUGAACAGGCAGCAACGAGUCACAUGGCUGUUCUGUCAGCUGAUGAAGUUGGUAAAAAAGCAAUUGUUGAAGGAAUUUGUUUCAAAAUCAGAUAACAUUAUUACGAAUCGUGAUUACAUGAUACAAAAUGUUAUGUUGUUAUUUUCAUGAAUUAGAAUUGUUCCAACACUCCUUACACAGGCAUUGCAUUAUCUUCUAAUGCAUCAUCUACUAAGGUAUUACUGAAUUACUGAGCAUUUUUAAUAAUGAUAUUAUCAUGUAACAUAAAAAAGGAAGCAUUGUAUGAAUCAACAAAUUAUAUUUAAUAAAUUUAAAUACAUGAAUA